AUUAGCUCUAAUCCAUAAUUGCAAGUUUCUCGCCAGUCUUCCGUUUCACUGGAAUCUACGACGCCUGGCCUGCGUCCUCGAAGAUCGAUCAUACCACUAUCGGAACGAAUUGCCUUCAUCUUUCUCAGGGCUCCUGAAUGACCAACUACAACCAUCUUCCGAUCAUGCCCAAGCAAAUCCGGGCAACUAUGGCUGGCAGCACGGCUUCCUCGGCACCGUAUCCGUCAGCGUCUGAGCAUGUUCACAAGGCCGCAGCAAUCUGGAGCUCGGCUGACGAUGAGAUUCUCUUACGAGCUCGAGCAUCGGGACUCAACUGGCAACCCAUUGCGAACCGCCACUUUCCGAACAAAACUGCGAAUGCCUGUCGAAAACGCCAUGAGCGUCUCAUCGAACGCCGCCAUGUUGACGAUUGGGACACGCACAAACUUGAACUGCUGGCCACGGAGUACAUGGCGUGUAGACGGGAGAUGUGGGAGAUCUUGGCAUCUCGCCUGGGCGAGCGAUGGGGGGUUGUCGAGUCUAAGUGUAUGGAGAAAGGGUUCAAGACGCUCCAGACGGCGGCGCGAAUGGCCCAGAGAAAAGCGUCCGUGGCCUAUCAGCCUGUCGACGAACACGGAGGUAUCUCGGACCACAACAGCGAUUCUGGUAUCGGCUUUGGUUCGGAGGCUGAGAUGGAGGCAGGAGAGGCCAGACCUUCUGGCGAUGCUGCGUCCUGGCAUGCACAGUCGACGACUGAGCGCACGCGAACGCAGUCUCGACAGGAACACGGACGAUCGCGGAGUCUUCCACAACCUCUACCACUCUACCAACCGCCCCCUCCAAUCCGCCGCACGUUCGACAGAGAUCCAUCAAGUGUAUCGCCGCAGGACGAUGAAUUCCAGGCUCCAGGCGUCUCCCAGCGCUGCUCACCCGACUCGCAGAGCACAAGAGGCGGCAUCAGCAUUCAAUCUGUGCUCUCCAAUUGAUUGCAUAUCAAUUUUCUUUUUUUGUACACUGCAGCAUGUUGCGAUGAGAUACCCCCAGCUGCUGGAACGAUUGAUGUAAAAGACAACUUCACGACUGAUGACGAAUUUCCUUGUGGGUGUACGAUAGCAGGAGUACUUCACAUGCUGUGCUUUC
Messenger RNA from Cercospora beticola, 1119 nucleotides. RefSeq lists its product as uncharacterized. NCBI's taxonomy places the organism in Eukaryota, Fungi, Ascomycota, Dothideomycetes, Mycosphaerellales, Mycosphaerellaceae. The record is from RefSeq and is a predicted model, not a curated record.